AUGUCAGAAAAUGGCCCAAAGCAAUCAGAACGACAUCCCCGGACUGUACGAUGUCUAAAGUGUCAGAGGGUUGUUGGUGAAAUGCAACCCUUGCUAGACGGCAUAGUGCUUUUCAAAUCAGACUUAUCUGUACUGCGGCGGCCAUGCGACGCUGCGACGGACGACCUUACCAUCCAAUGGGAGACAUACCCGGUGGACAUGAUAAUUUCCGCGCAGCUUCUUGAGCAGAUUGAAAGAACAGGCGCAAGGCGAUAUAUCCUUCACCGCGAUGAUGAUAAUGCCACGAGCAGCGGUAUCCUCGUUUGGAUAUUUAACCCUUACUUUCGGUAUUCAUGUUCCGAAACUAAUUUUUCCACUGACCUUCACACUGGGGUUGGUGACGGCAAAGAUGACUGGUUGGCCAUAACAGCUCAGCGCGCAAUGAAACUGUUUUAUCAGUUCAUUCCCAACAUACAAGCGUUGCUGAAUCCAAAGAAGGGCACCCCUUCUUCGGUAUCGUUGGAAGAGCUCCCACUUCCAGGACAUAUCUAUGAGGAAGUAGAAUGUGUGCUAACCAAAAGAAACGUGUUACUCCCCAAAUCGGCAAGGCAGUUCAAAGAAUGGAAAGCGAGCUUGUUCCAUGUAUUCGAAGAGUCGGACUUUUGA
Messenger RNA from Uncinocarpus reesii 1704, 645 nucleotides. RefSeq lists its product as uncharacterized. Gene Ontology annotation, biological process: proteasome-mediated ubiquitin-dependent protein catabolic process; protein monoubiquitination; protein polyubiquitination. Gene Ontology annotation, molecular function: ubiquitin conjugating enzyme binding; ubiquitin protein ligase activity; cyclin binding. The transcript is spliced from 2 exons. NCBI's taxonomy places the organism in Eukaryota, Fungi, Ascomycota, Eurotiomycetes, Onygenales, Onygenaceae. The coding region runs from base 1 to 645 and encodes 214 amino acids. The record is from RefSeq and is a predicted model, not a curated record. Gene Ontology annotation, cellular component: nucleus; ubiquitin ligase complex; cytosol.